This is a messenger RNA of Sphaerulina musiva SO2202, 594 nucleotides long. RefSeq lists its product as uncharacterized. NCBI's taxonomy places the organism in Eukaryota, Fungi, Ascomycota, Dothideomycetes, Mycosphaerellales, Mycosphaerellaceae. The record is from RefSeq and is a predicted model, not a curated record. Bases 1 to 453 code for a protein of 150 amino acids. The transcript has a single exon.
AUGAGCCUUUGGCUCUCCCAAACCACACGUUCCCUUCCCUUCCUCACUGCAACACUGACUGCAACCAAUAUCACUCUGCUCACCCUGAGCUUCUCGCCCGCCGAGACUCAAUCAAUCAGCGCUGGUGGACAUGGUCAGACGAGUCUCACGUGCUCUGGAAGGAUGUCUGAGAAAUGGGCCCUGAAUACCUCGAAACUGCGCCCGCGCUACGGUGUCCACGCCGCGCACCUCGCCGCCGCCGCCGCCGAACGAAGGAUGAAAAGGCAAAAGAGCGCGUCCGACGAACAAUCCGCUCCGGCGGUCAGUAGUCACAACACAAGUGGGAUGCGGUGCUGGACCAAGCGUGGCCUGGCGAUCCCCGGUUGGAUUUGCUCGCUUAGUUCUAACAAAAGGAGAGAAAUUCCUGCGGACGCCGCGGGUGGGCACGGUUCGGCCGGCUUUUGCGUGCGAUAGCCUGGCUCAGCCUGCAUGCAGUCGCCCGAGACUCUGUGAGCGACUGCACUUGAGAUGCAGAGUACGGUGGUACCUUUGUCAAUAAAGUUGCUUUGCCCCCUGCUGCCUUUCUUCACGGCCUGCAGCUUCCUGAUACUCCCC